This is a messenger RNA of Lachancea meyersii CBS 8951, 1236 nucleotides long. The record is from the annotation of a GenBank genome assembly. NCBI's taxonomy places the organism in Eukaryota, Fungi, Ascomycota, Saccharomycetes, Saccharomycetales, Saccharomycetaceae.
AUGGUAAACCCUAAGGAAACGCCUUCCAAGGCAGCUGCCAGUGCACUAUCAGACCUAGAAUUGAAAGACGCCAAAAACAACCUGGCCAGCACGCUAGACGCUGUGAGCGAGCAGACUGAACAGACUGAACAGACCGAGGCUGGAGCGGAAACUGAAGGGCUCAAGAGCCAGCUCAGCAAAGCUGCCGCAGAACACCACCAGUUUCUGCGUUCCCAUCAGGUUCAUCGCCAUAAACUCAAGGAAAUGGAGCGUAACGAACCCUUGCUCAUGGAAAACAAACGCAGAUUCGUGCUAUUCCCCAUCAAAUACCAUGAGAUCUGGCAGGCGUAUAAGCGGGCCGAGGCGUCGUUUUGGACGGCAGAGGAAAUCGACCUGUCCAAGGAUAUACACGACUGGAACAAUCGCAUGAACGAAAACGAGCGUUAUUUCAUCUCGCGUGUUUUGGCGUUUUUCGCGGCCUCGGAUGGGAUCGUCAACGAAAACUUGGUGGAGAACUUCUCUGCAGAGGUGCAAAGCCCCGAGGCCAAAUGUUUUUACGGGUUCCAAAUCAUGAUGGAAAACAUCCAUUCCGAGACUUACUCUUUGCUAAUUGACACCUACAUUAAGGACCCCAAGGAAAACGAAUUUUUGUUCAACGCCAUUGAAACCAUCCCACAGAUUAAAGAAAAGGCCGAGUGGGCUAUAAGGUGGAUCAAAGAUGAAGAAGCACUUUUCGCCGAAAGAUUGGUUGCGUUUGCCGCCGUGGAAGGUGUAUUUUUCUCUGGAUCGUUCGCAGCCAUUUUCUGGUUAAAGAAAAAGGGUCUAAUGCCAGGGUUGACUUUCUCCAAUGAGCUCAUCUGCAGAGACGAAGGUCUGCAUACGGAUUUUGCAUGCUUGCUGUUUGCGCAUUUGAAAAACAAACCAGACCCCAAGAUCGUGGAAAGAAUUAUUACCGAGGCUGUUGAAAUCGAACAGAGAUAUUUUAGAGACGCUCUACCCGUAUCGCUGCUGGGCAUGAACGCAGACCUCAUGAACCAAUACGUGGAAUUUGUCGCAGAUAGAUUGCUAGUGGCUUUGGGUAACGACAAAUUCUACAACGUUUCGAAUCCCUUUGAUUUUAUGGAAAACAUUUCUCUUGCCGGUAAGACCAACUUUUUCGAGAAAAGAGUAUCGGACUACCAAAAGGCUGGUGUUAUUGCCAAAUCGUCAAAGACCGAAACAGAAGGCGACGGGUUUACUUUUGACGAGGAUUUUUAA